AUGCCUUUCGUUCCUUCACAUACUCCCACUGUCACUUUUAAUCUCCAACUUCUUUUUGAAUCUCGAUCGACAGCAAGAAACAAAGCCAACAUGGAGGCCUUUUCUACUACUUCCCAAUGCCAUAGUAUCGGAUCUCGCAGAAGGCGAGCCGUCGAGUUCUCCCGAAAAAGGCCGUCCGAUUUUUUAUCGCUCCCUGGUGCAGCAGUAGUAGUUGCGUCGUUGAACUUUCCACCGUUUUGUGUGGUUUCUGCGAGGGAAGUCGGACAUGGGGCCACGCCAGCUCUCGAAUGGGAGCAGAGGGCGUACGGCGACGAAGACGAAGACAAAGAUGAACCUGUGGAUGCAACCGACAUCCCAGAAGACGAAGAAGGAACACCGCACUUCGCCGCUAGAUCAUCGAGCGAUCCACUGUCUCUUCUGGAGGAGAAGCCAUACCCUACUAGUAUGCACCCUCCGAGCCACAAGAUGACCGAAACAUUUGUUCCUGAAACGUGCCGUCUAAAAACACAAAAUGAAAAUAAACAUUAAGUUUUUAAGCAUUUCAAAUCGCCAGCAAUAAUCUUCAAACUCGCUAUAAGUAACCAUAACGGGACUUAUAUGAUUUAGGUGUAUCCACAAAUCUACAGCACUCCUUUGUAAAAUUUGAGAACACUUUGAGCAAGAGAACCUUUUGGACAAAAUGUUUCGGGUACCUAGUUUUCGAUGGCUCGGAGGCAUCGGUGUGAUAUUCGCGAACGCUGCAAGUAAAGACAGCUUCAUCGAGACACGUGUGCGAGGAUCAGAAGAUGUAACAGAGACAAUAGCAAUACAGGAGGUGGCGAAAUCAUCAGAAAUAAUACAAGAGAAGUGGCAAGGCAUCAUAAGAUUGUCAACCGGCGUGAUAGAAAGGCUGGCCCAGGGGCAGGCAUCAUUUGCCUCGAUAGACAAGCCAUGGCUAGAAGAGGAUCUAACAAAACAGCUGGAUUGGAUGAACCAAAUCCAGUUUCAGCAAAAGGAUCUAAACCUCGUAACAUCUCCAAAGCGAAAGCACCUAGAUGAAAUACAAAAGCAGCUUGAAAUGCUACAAACAUCAAUGAACAACCUCCUGAGACCAGAGCGGUGGAGCGUGCAAGAAGGCCAAGAAGGUCUAGUAGCAGCCCCUUAA
Messenger RNA from Amoebophrya sp. A25, 1144 nucleotides. The record is from the annotation of a GenBank genome assembly. NCBI's taxonomy places the organism in Eukaryota, Dinophyceae, Syndiniales, Amoebophryaceae.